AGGGCCUCGAAACCUUGACCUGCUGGUGACGAGGAGGAGGAACCUGGAUGCUGAGCAGGGUCAGCUUGAGGGACGGCGUACAAGUGAACCAGCUGGGCGUUUCCGUGGGAGGGACCAGCUCGGGAUUUGCUGCUCCGCGAGGAUUCUCGCAGGAUCCGGCUGUCGGGAAAAAGGGAGCGGGAGCUGAGGGAGUGACCAAGCGAGGAGGAGAAGGGGUGGUGGCCAAGGAGAGGACCUGGGAGUGAGCCAUCAGUCCAUCAGCUGUCCUCCGUGAAGUGGUGGGCGUAUAAACAGUGCGGGCUCAUCUAGCUAGGAGAGGAAGACGAGGAAGCUGAUGUCAUGAGUGUGGUGAUUGAGGAAUGGAGAGAAAGAGAGAUUCUGCAAGAAGGGAUGCGGGCUUGCUCUUGCACUGUUCAAUACCUGGAUGGAUUGGGUGUUGGAUCAUGCUGUGAGGAGGCCAAAGACUGAAGUGCACACUUUGAGGAGCUGUGAUAUGGAUACCAGGUGUGGUGACGCUCAGCUCCGUACGGGUGUGCGCUGGAUGUUGUGUCAGGGCUGAAGCAACAGUUGCCCCUCCCUCUCCCAUGAGCCCGUGUGCCUGGACACACACGCCCGGCGCCGCCACCACGCACGCACACCCGGCGCCCAAGCACGCACCCGCCAUCGCCACGUCGUCAGCCCCCGAGGAGCCGAGCGGAGGCCAGCCCAGCUCAGUCGGACCCUGAGGAUGUCGACGGAGACGGAGCUCCAGCCGCCACUCAGCAGGCCCGGCAGCCUCAGGCGGGAUGCCAAGAGGAAAGGGCAGGAUCGCAGCGAGGCGACUCUCAUCAGGCGCUUUAAGGGCGAUGGCGUCCGCUACAAGGCCAAGCUCAUUGGCCUGGACGAGGUCACUGCGGCCCGUGGAGACAAACUCUGUCAGGACUCCAUGAUGAAGCUCAAGGGUAUCGCUGCAGCAGCUCGCUCCAAAGGAGAACACAAGCAGAAAGUCUUCCUGACUGUUUCCUUUGGAGGGAUCAAGAUCUUUGAUGAGAAGUCAGGGGUCCUGCAACACCACCAUGCGGUCCACGAGAUCUCCUACAUCGCCAAGGACAUCACAGACCACAGAGCCUUUGGCUACGUCUGCGGAAAGGAAGGCCACCACCGCUUUGUGGCCAUCAAGACCGCACAAUCUGCUGAACCUGUGAUUCUGGACCUGCGGGACUUGUUCCAGCUCAUCUAUGAGAUAAAGCAGAGGGAGGAAAUGGAGAAGAAGGCCCAGAAGGACAAACAGUGUGAGCAGGCUGUCUACCAGACGAUUCUGGAGGAAGAUCUAGAGGACCCGGUCUACCAGUACAUUGUGUUUGAGGCCGGACACGAGCCCAUCCGCGACCAAUCAGAAGAGAGCAUUUAUCAGGUUCCCACCAGUCAACAGAAGGAAGGGGUCUAUGACGUCCCAAAGCGACACCCAAACGGACAUCCAAACACCCACCACCCCCACCAACAUCAUCAUCAACAUCAUCAUCUUCAUAGUCAUCCGCAACUCCCCCAACCGGGACUCAGUGAGCAUCAGGAGCAUCAUCAGAAUCAGCAUCAGCAGCAUGAGGCAGUGGCCGAUCUCAUAGACUUAGACCCGGAAAUGAUUUCUCAGAAUAUCAACCAAUUAGAGAUUUUUGGAGACAUGUCAACACCUCCUGACAUAACCUCUCCAUCGACCCCCGCCUCCCCUGCUAACACCCUUGAUCCGUCGCUAGGCCUACAGCCUCCCACGGAACUCUUUGCUCCCUUCAAUCCUGCGUCUGUGCCCUCAGGUUAUGUGACAAUGGGAGCGGUUCCCUCCGGACACUGGUCGCAGCAGGCUUUCGCCUCCCAGACGCCGCUGGCCUUCGGCGUCCAAUCCCCUCUAGGUCCGGUGGCCCAGGUGCUGCCAGGCGGCCAGCCGCUCAUCUGGGGCCAGGCCAACAUCUUCCCCGCCACCCAGCAGCAGUGGGCAGCCAUGGCAGCCGGAGCCUUCCCCCCAGCAGCCUACCUCCCUGCCCAACCCGUGGGCACUCUGCCCGCCGCCGUAUUCCAGGCUCUCACCCCAGUCACCGCCAUGACCCCGGCCGGCGAAACCCAUUCAGGUGCAGGCGCUUCGGCUCUAGCUCCCUCUGCGUCUUCAAGUCCGCAGCAUGGGGAGCAGGCGAAAAAGAUGGGCAAAGAGAUGUUCAAGGACUUUCAAUUGGCAAAGCCACCAGCGAUGCCGUCAAAGAAGGGCGAUCAGCCCAGCUUAACGGGGACCUCAGAGGCAUUCAGCACUUACUUCAGCCGCGUCGGCACUGCCCAGGACACGGACGACUGCGACGACUUUGACAUCUCGCAGAUGAACCUGACGCCGGUCACCUCCACGACGCCAUCCACCAACUCACCCCCCACCCCUGCUCCCCGCCAGAGCUCACCCACCAAAUCGUCAGCCUCGCACGUCAGCGACCCACCUACGGAUGCUACGGACCCCCCCACCGACGACUCGUUUGGGGAAGCUGAAGGCAGCCCGACCCGGAGCGCAGAGGAAGAUGCUGCUUGUGGUUCUGAGUCGCCCUGCCCCAGUGAGCCAACAAGGCCCAGCCCAGACCAGGCCAGUCCAGAGGCUGGGAGCUAGAUAGCAACAGGGCAGGAAGGUGAAGGACCCUCUCUACGCCCAGAUUAACAAAGGGAAGAAAUAAAGAGACACACACAGGAAGGCGGCCCGGACCAGCACUGAGAAGACUGGAGGAGAAGCUUCAUUUCUUUGUGUGACUGUGUGUGUGUGUGUGGGUGUGUGUGGGUGUGUGUGUGUGUGCGUGUGUGUGUGUUUGUGCCAUCUACUCCCAUCAAGAGCCAUCUCUUCCUCCCCCACCCC
Molecule: messenger RNA, 2854 nt
Organism: Dunckerocampus dactyliophorus (ringed pipefish)
Lineage: Eukaryota; Metazoa; Chordata; Actinopteri; Syngnathiformes; Syngnathidae
Gene: dab1a
Product: DAB adaptor protein 1a
Exons: 21
Coding region: 728-2614 (628 amino acids)
Biological process (GO): lateral motor column neuron migration; ventral spinal cord development
Source: RefSeq, a predicted model, not a curated record